Rhodotorula graminis WP1 is the source of this 6465-nucleotide messenger RNA. RefSeq lists its product as uncharacterized. Gene Ontology annotation, biological process: small GTPase-mediated signal transduction. NCBI's taxonomy places the organism in Eukaryota, Fungi, Basidiomycota, Microbotryomycetes, Sporidiobolales, Sporidiobolaceae. Gene Ontology annotation, cellular component: plasma membrane; cytoplasm. Gene Ontology annotation, molecular function: small GTPase binding; guanyl-nucleotide exchange factor activity. The transcript is spliced from 16 exons. The coding region runs from base 1 to 6465 and encodes 2154 amino acids. The record is from RefSeq and is a predicted model, not a curated record.
AUGGACGCGCCAGAACCGCCCGCGUCGUCCACCACGGCUCCCCAGCACCUCAUCGCCCACGGAACCUGGAGCCCGGCCGCCCAAAUCGCCUACGGCAUCGCCAGCGCAACGUUCUCGCCCAGCACGGCGAGUCAUGAUCCCGACAGCGGCACUCAGGUUGAGCUCAACCCGCACCUGGUCCCGCUCGAGGUCGGCGACGAGGUCUACGUCGUCGAGGUCUUCCGCCCGUCUCGCUCGGUCGCCAGCUCGUCCGCCUCGACCACCGAGGACGGCGUGUGGUACCGCGGCUACGUCGUCUCGACCGCCCCGAACCCUCGCCUGCCCUCACCGACCGACGCCGCCGCCUUCCACUCGUCCGCAUCGUCCGGCCUCGCGCCCGCCCUCGCCCAAGAGCCGCAGGUCGCGCUCGGCAUCUUUCCCGCCUCGCACGUCCAGAUCCGCGAGCACCUCGCCGACGACGCCGAGCGCACCUUCUCGCACCUCGCCGACCUCGAGGAGCGAGGCUCGCCGGCCGCCGGUGGCAGCGACGACCUGUUCCGCAGCACCUCGCGAGCAGGAGGGUCGGGUCGGGCGGCGAGGAUGGAGAUCCUGCAGGAGGAGGACGAGCCGGACGAGGACGGCGUCGUCAACGGCGACCGGCUGUCGCGGCGGCAGAGCCGCCUCGUCCAGCUCGCGCCGGCGAGCUCGUCGACCAAGGCGAGGAACCGCUCGUCGGUCGGGUCGGCGGCGACGUUCGGGCAGCAGUUCGCGACCGAGCAGCGGGUCGCCUUUCGGUCGUCGCGCCUGUCGUUCACGGGCGACUUGGACGCCGCUCGACCGCCGCCGCCGCUGCCCAACCUCAAGUGCGGCGACGAGACGAUAAGCGGCACCGACGAGCCGCUCGUCGACGAGAUCGCCUGCGCCCUGCGCGAAUGGGCGUCGGCCCUGUACUCGCACCUGUACCGCCGCAACUACGUCCUGUUCGACACCGUGCGCGAGCACAUCACGGUGCUGCACGCAGCGCGCAAGCAGCUCCUGUCGGGCGCGCUCAGCGCGGACGAGCGCCGCAGCCCGCGCCGAGACGCCGUCGCGCGACUGGUGCAGGGCAACGUCGAGCAAGGGCUCGACGUCAUCGUGCGGGACCCGAGGUCGGGCGGGCUCGUCGACGUCAACGUCGAGGGCGAGGUCGACCACGAGUCGUCCCUGUCCGUCGUCAAGAUGUAUGCUGCGCAGGUCGCGCUCGCCUACGGUGCGCCGAUGCCGUCCACCGGGCUCGCCCGAGAGCCUGCCCCGCCAUCGUCCUCCUCCUCGUCGUACCACGUCGUCCUCGACGUGCGUCACCUCGCCGCACAAGUCGCCGCACCGGGCGAGCACGUCGAGCUCGCCUUCUCGCUGUACGCCAAGGGCGAGUCGCGCUUCGUUACCGAGGAGUACUGCCUCGUGCUCAACGCGGCGGGUGCGCCAGCUCGAGACGGCCCCAUGCGCACCGUCUUUCGCGACCUCGGCCAGCACGAUGUCUCGGACCAGCUCUUCCUCGUGUGCCGCAUCGUCAAGAACGGCGCACUCAAGGGCAGCAGCGGCGGCGGCCCGUCACCGGCGUCGCCCUCGCCGCAGGCCGACUCGUCGAGCAGCUUCUUCCAGCCCUCAGCAUCGAGGUCCGACGCCGCAUCGAUCGACACGUCAAGCUCGCGACCGGCACGAGGCGGCAAGGGCCCGAGGUCGAUGCUCGUCACCGACUCGAGCGGUCGCCAGAGCUGCCGCCGCCCGUUCGGCUGCGCCGUCCUCGAGAUCAGCCACCUCGACCCUCGCCUCGUCGACGACGUGUCGAGCGACUCGCCGAGCAUCCUCGCCGACAAGCAGAUGCCGGUCUUCGUCCCGACCGUCGAGACGUCCUUCUCGACCCUGCACGAGGACAUCAUCGCGAGCAGGGUCAAGGAGUUUGAGAAGCACGCCCGAGCAGAGCAUCUCUCGGUCGGUGUCAGCAUCCUGCAGGGCAGCGCCGCCGCUCUCGCUCGCCGCCUUCCCGUCCUCGUCGCCGGCGCGCCGACGACGGGCCGGCUCGAUUUUGCCGACGUCGCGCUUCCCGGCGACCAGCGCAACGACGUCUACGUCGCGCUAUCGAGCGGCGACUUUCGCCAGGGCGCGGCGUCGAGCGGCGCAGGCGCCAACGGCGGCGGGACGAGCACGGUCUGGAGCCUGGCGCAGCUCGCAGCAGGCAGCGCUGCGGGCACGUUCGAGGUCGCCAUCGAGUACACGUCGACCGUCCUGCGCGCCAACAACUGCCCGACAUGGGCCGAGAACGUCAAGCUCGCGAUCGCGCCCGAGCGCAUCGUCGACUGCCACCUGUUCCUCACGGUCCGCAACCGCGCUCGGGCCUCGUCCGACCCUCCCUUCGCCUUCGCCUACCUCCCUCUUUUUCCCGCCUCGUCGUCAGCCUUCCUGUCCGACGGCAUCCACACCCUCGUCCUGUACCGCUACGACCACCAGGUCGCGUCGCCGUCGUUCUACCUCCAGGUCCCGGCCGUGCACGACAGCUCGCGACAAGGCCCGAGCGUGCCGCCCGCCGUCGCCAAGACGCUCAUCCCUCUUCGCGAUACGGUCACGCUGCGCACCCACCUCGUCUCGACGGCGCACACCCAGAACGAGACGAUCCUGCGGCUCCUCCGGUGGCAGCAAGACCUCGUCCACGACCCGGACCUCAUGCGGGACACGCUCGCCAAGUUGACGUUCACCUCGGAGCUCGAGGUCGGCAAGUUUCUUCGCACCAUCCUCGACUCCCUGUUCGGCAUCCUCGUCUCGACGGCCAACUCGUCGGGCGAGCUCGACGACCUCGUCUUCCAGGCCCUCGUCGUCAUCUUCGGGUUCGUGUCGGACAAGCGCCUCACCAACUUUCGCCCCGUCCUCGACCAGUACAUCUCGCAAUCGUUCACCAGCUCGGCGGCGUCGUCGCACAUCGUCGGCCAGCUACAGCGCCUCCUGCGGUCGCCCGCCUCGCCCGAGACUGCCACGUCUUUGCGCUCGACCAUCAAGGUGUUCAAGUGGCUCCUGCGGCUCGUCGUCCGGUCGCGCGAGAUCCAGCGCGCCAAGGAGCCCGGCUUCGGCACGACGGCGUCGACCCUCGAGGCGGGCUUCAAGAGCGACAUCUCGGCCGUCCUCAAGCAGCUCAACGCCCUCAUGCGCACGACGUCGCCCUCGUCCAUCAUCGGCACCCAGACGGUCGUCCUGCAGCACUUCCCGACGAUUCUGCCCGAGCUCGCCGCCGUCUUUGCCGAGGACGAGCUCCUCGAGGUCGUCAUCGCGUUCGUCGACUCGGUCGGCGCCGUCAAGGGCAAGAUGGCCGUCUGGAAGAUCCUGUGCCUGCGCGAGCUCGCCCACUCGACCCUGUUCGUCUCGCCGUCGGGCCGCGCCGCCCUCGUCCCGAGCAUGAUCCGGUGGCUCAAGCCCUUCCUCGCCAAGUUCGACGCCAUGGCGGCGUGCUCGCCCAAGGACCCGCAGGCGACGCGCGACGCCGCACGCGUCGGCUGGGUCGAGGGCAUCCGCCUCGCGACUGGCGUCGUCGCGGCCAUGCUCGACGUCGUGCACGAGGCGCUCGUCGAGCCGAGUCUCGCUCGCGACCUCCUCGCGCAGGAGCACGACAACGUCGAGUACCUCCUCGCGCUCGUGCCGCGUCUGCUCGAGGCGUACCGCGAGCUCGAGAACCUCGCCUACCUCGACGCCAUCGAGCGGCAGCGGUCGCAGGCGUCCAUCCCGGCCGUCGUCCCCCUCGCCUUCCCUUCCUCGUACCCGGUCGCCCUCCUGUCGUACCCGCCAAACCGCUCGCGCAAACUCGCAGCAGGUGGGCGAGCGCCAACGCAGAAGGACGGCGACGACGAGCCCGCCUGGCCGACCUUGCGCUCGGGCCUCGGCGACAUCGCCUGCGUCUUCCUCGCCAUGGUCCAGCUCGCCCCACGCGCCAUCCUCGUCAACUGGCUCGAGGCGACGGUCGAGGUCGAGGGCCGCGACACGUUUGCGCGGCAGCUCGGGUCCAUCUUCCGGGUCGCGCGCGGUAUCCUCGAGAACGAGGCGUUCCCGGCCGAGUGGCUCAACACGACGGCUCUCGCGCAUCGCGUCGUCCUCAAGCUCGUCGAGCCCGCCGCCGAGGUCCUCGCUCGCGAGUUCGUCCCGCCGCCGACGGCGUCGUUCCAGUUCAACACGUCGCUGUGGCGCGACUUCUUCGGCGUCCUCCUCGAGCUCUUGUCCAGCACCCAGCUCCUGAUCGAGGAGUUCUCGCCGCAGAAGAGACGAGCCGUUUGGCGACUUGCGGGCGACGUCCGAGGCGAGGGCGCUCUCGUCCUGUCGCACGCCUGGAGCGUCAUCUCGCGCUCGAGCGAGCGGCAGCAGCAGCAAAAGGGCGCCGGCUUCCAGGUCCAGUUCGUGCCGGCGCUCGUCGAGAAGGUCCUCGCGCUCUGCCUGUCUCAUCACGACGAGCUGCGGCGAGUCGCCGUCAACAUCCUGUACUCGAUGAUCGUCGCCGAGUUUGAGCUCAGCCGCCACUUUGCCCUCAUCGAGGCCGAGUGCAUCGACAAGCUCGACAAGCUUUUCGGCCAGCAGACCAAGGGCGACGAGGUGUCGCGCUCGUUCUUCGUCACGCAGCUCCGACAACUUUUCGUCGAUGCCGACCUCGACGACGAGCUGCGGGCUCAAGCUGCCUCGUUCCUCGACUCGAUUGACUCGUUCCUCGACCUCCUCCUCGCCGUGCGCGGCUUGCCCGAGGGCGACGAGUACCAGGACGACCGCAUCAUCUCGACCCUCAAGCUCAUGAGCUUCAUCCGCACGAUCGGGCGCAGUGAGAUCUUCGUCCGCUACGUACAGCGUCUCGUCGGGCACCACAACGCGUGCGGCAACUACGUCGAGGCCGCCCUGACGCUCAAGCUUCACGCCGACUUGCACGAGUGGAACCUGUCGAACUUGGUCGACCCGCUCCCGGACCUCGACCUGCCUCGCCAGACCGAGUUUGCCCGCAAAGAGACCCUGUACCUGCGCAUCCUCGAGCACCUCGGCAAGGGCCAGGCGUACGAGACGGCCAUCGACCUCGUCCGGGAGCUCGAGCUCGAGUACGAGCGCACGUUCAACUACCCUCGACUGGCCGAGCUGCUUCACCUCAAAGCCGAGCUGUACGCCCGCAUCGCCCAGGCCGAUCGCCAGUUCGGAGCCUUCUUCCGAGUCGCCUUCUUUGGGACUCGGUGGCCGUCGUCAAUCUCGGGCAAGCAGUUCAUCUACCGUGGCGAGCCGGCCGAGACGCUCGGCUCCUUCGUCGAGCGCAUGAUGAACAAGCACUCGUCCGCCACCCUUCUGCAGACGAGCGAGAUCCCGUCCGACGACGUCCAGCACGGCGACAGCCAGUUCCUCCAGAUCACCGCCGUCACCGCCGAGGUCGACCAGACGGCGCCCGUCUUUAUGGGACCCGACGUUCCUGCCUACGUCCAAGCCUACUACCUUCACAACGAGACCAACACGUUCAGCUUCACUCGCCCCCUGCGCAAAGACCCCGUCGGGCACCCUGUUGGCUCGACGAGCGAGCCCGCCGCUUCUUGGUCCGAGAAGACCGUCCUUAUCGUCGAGGAUUCGUUCCCGACCGUCCUGCGCCGGUCCGAGGUCAUCGAGAUCCGCCUCAUCGAGAUUUCUCCCGUCGAGAACGCCGUGCGUGCCGUGUACGCGCAGCAGAAGGAGCUCGCGACGCUCGAGCGGCGGUAUCGGGCGCUCGCGCAGUCGGAGAACGAGGGCGGGUUUGACAGCACCCAGCUCUCACGGGCCCUCAACAGCGCGUGCGACACGCCCGUCGACAAGGGCGUCUCGAUGUACCGUCGCGUCUUCCUCGAACCCGGUUACGUCGCCCAUCUUCCGCCGUCGCAGGUCGCCAUCGUGCGUCAGCUCGAGACGGCCAUCGAUGAACUUGUCGUCACCCUCGUUCGCUGUCUCAAGCUGCACGCCCUCGUCGUCUCGCCCGACAUGCGGGCCUUCCACGACACUCUCGAGCGCUUUUUCGAGAAGAACUUUGCCGCCGAGCUCGCGCGCCUCCCCGACCACGCCUUCUACGAGCCCGCCUCUUCCGGUCGCGUCCACGCCUCGUCUACUGGCUCGUCGUCGGCGCGCUCGACGACCCGCUCCGAGGGCAGCGUCCCCGCCGUCUCGUCCUCGCCAAGCGCCAUACCGCCCGGGUCCAUCUCGGCCGUCAAGCGCGAGUCGGUCUCAGCGCAGGCCGCCAACGACGAGUCGCUCGAGACGCGCAUGAACUCGGCGACGCCGUACCCGAGGGCGGCGAGCAUCAGCAGCUCGACAGCGCGAGACGGACGAGCAUCACCGACCCGGUCCCUCGUCUCGGUCCGGUCGGGCAGCCUAAACGGCGACGGCGCCGCGCCCGUCAGGCGCCCGAGCCUCCUCCAUACGGCGGUCAAGAAGCUCGGGCGCAGGAAGGGCAGCGAGGUGGCGGCGGUGGCGGAGGAGUGA